Molecule: messenger RNA, 1620 nt
Organism: Caenorhabditis elegans
Lineage: Eukaryota; Metazoa; Nematoda; Chromadorea; Rhabditida; Rhabditidae
Gene: F39D8.3
Product: Spaetzle domain-containing protein
Exons: 9
Coding region: 224-1312 (362 amino acids)
Source: RefSeq, marked reviewed
UCUAUCCUCUCUUGUUCACUCUUUACUCCGACUUUUGUAUUCCUUGUUCAUGAAUUUUUCGGCUUUAUCAUAGCACUCGGAAUUCAGGCAUUUCGCUGCCAUGACAAUGGUCCACUCGGUAUUAUUCACCUUAUUCCUCCUGUUAUUCUUUGCGUGCCAGCCUAUUACUACUCAAUUUGAAGACGCUGACAUUUUAAAUGCUUCAGACGGUGAGCUCCAACAAAUGCAGGAAUACCUCUCGCAAAAGCUUGUACAAAUCAGGAACGCCAUUCAACACUCUCGCCAAAAACGAUCGGUGUCUCCAAUUUCCGCCUCGUUGCCUAAUCGAGAAUCAGCAGGCUUUUUGAGUCGAAUUGGCGCCAUCAAAAAGUCGCUGGAGGAGGCGAAGCAGGUUUCAAACAAUAUCACCGAACCAGUGGCGACUCCGACUAGCGAAAAUUUAGAUGCACCCACUCCUCAGGCAGAUGCUUUUUCACCAAAGUUUGAGUCUGGCAAAUUUCAACAUAUCAACGACUCCUUGACAACAUGCAAGAAACUAUCACAGCCAGAACUUGUAGCGGAGCUCAAACAGAAGGGUACCUACAAUCCAGAGUUGAUGGCGUGGGAUGCACUAGGAGUCAUCAGGUUUUUAGACCGAACUAUUCAUGAACAUUAUCAAAAAAGCUCGGAAAAAAAUAAAUCAAAAACCGAAGUCAUCGAGCGAAAUGUAGAAGCAUUGGAAAAACUGAUGAGAGAGUUGAACGUCACUUGUGAUCUGAAAUCCGACGAGCUGAGGAGCAAAUUUCAUAAUGUUUCCUUUGUGGAUCCCCGACGAACAGUAUUUUCACCUUCCCUACGUCGUUCAAAACGGAUGGAUAGUGUAGAGGAAUUCAUGAAAGUUUUGAAUUUUACUAAAACAGAUUCUGACACGUUUUCACGGUUAUCGGAUCAACCAUUGUCGAUAGAGAAUGAAAGGAUCACUUAUAGACAGAAAUUAAUAGGAGAAUCACACAUCGUGCCAUUCGGGUGUGACAAACGAGGAGCGGAAGAGGAUGGCUACCUGCGUCUCUGCGGUGCGUGUCAGGCAAUUCGUCGCCUGCCCGACACUUUCUUCCCUCCAUUUAUCAACGAAGUGACAUGCGACACUGAUAAGGCGUGCCUUUAUUUCUACGACUAUCCGCACGGAAAAUGCCGGCAAAAACACAUGAAUUUUGUUGUUCUGAGAAAUGUUGGCACAAAGGAGUGCCAGGUUUGGAAGAAGUUCAACUUGAAUGUGAGAGUAUCCUGUGAAUGUUUCGUUGAUGAGAUGUCAUUCUUUGCUAAAUAUGUAUGACUUCACUUUUCGAGUUUCCCUAAAAUAUACCUCUGUUUGAUUUUUAUUUGUAUUUAUUUAGUGCUUUAAAUGCAUUUUCCUUGUUCAUUUUUAUUCAAUUCCAUAGUCACUUUUCUAGUCAUUCAGAUCUUUACUCUCCCUGUUGAACGCUUUCCAAAUCCCUAUUGCCCAAAAACAGUUUUCAGUUUUUUUUCCAACAAACCAUCUUUCUCUCUCUCAACACUUUACCGGUAGAAUCAACUUUUCUCAGUCCCUUGUUUUGUAUUGUUUUAUUAAUUUUUCGAAACAAUAAAUGUUAAUUUCAAUAA